UACCAGUGGAGCAAGCAUAUUAAACAGACAAACCAAUGGGGAUGCUAGUGCCAGGUCACAUGAACAUAAUGCCACUAUGCCUGUACUGUACUUUGGCUUAUCUAUUGGCCUGAAAACUUUGGUAUACAAUCAUGAUCCAUGUCACUUCUAACUUAAUAACCAGCAGGUUCCAUGGUUUUACAGCACCCACAGAAAAGGAGCUCUAAAACAGGGAGCCAAAAAAUCUCUCUGCUCUGCAAAAUUCCUUCAUUGAAUGUGUCAUAGCAAGGUAUACUAAUGGAUGAGGCUAAGGCAGGAGCUUUGUAUGUUCAAAGGCGGCUGCUUGACGGAGAAUCUAAAAAAUCUGACCUUGGAUUUCCUUUAGGAACUGUCUUAUUUCUGUUAAUUGUUUUGGGUAUCAGUGGAUUGCUUUCAUGGUGCUAUCACUGGGAAAAAAUCAAGGAUUUGUAUAUUCGCCAUACAAGUUUCAGUUUCCGUGAUACGUCCUCUGAUCCUGUUGGCCAUGGCGGCUCUUCAACAUCCUCUGACAAUCCUGGGAUUCAACGGCAGGAACUAUCUUUGGCAGUGGUGAUGCCUGGAGACAAUCUGGCCAAAUUCAUUGCUUGCCCUUGCCCUGUGGAUCGCCAAAGUUAGCCCCAGCAUACUGAACAUAUGGGAAGAUAUCAUAUAUGUCUGUGAAGAAGUUCAGGAGAUCAGAAGAGCUGUAAGUUGGUUCUAUUCUGGGAUUCGAUCAUGGGUCCUCAAGCUGAAAUAUUUGGGCUUGAAAUUGGAAUGCCCAAGUCCAGAAUUGGGCAAAUAUCAUUUCUCCCUUGCCCUAUUCCUUUUGUAUUUCAUAGGAGAUUGUGGACAUUUACAUUCUGUAUACUCUGUUACCCAGAGAAAGAAUUUUCUAUUAAAAUUUUCUAUUGGUAUUCUCACAGCUUUUUCCCCAUUACUGAAGGAAAAAGGAGGAGGCAAAAAAGAGGGGUGCUUGAUCAUUGCUUCAAAUUAUGCCCCUUAAAGUUGCCUCAAAAUAUCUGGUCUGUAAGUUUUUAUCAGAGAAAUGUAAUUAUUUUAAGAGAGUGUAUUUGGGAUUUUUGCACUAUGUAAUCAUAUUUAUCAACAUUAAUUGUUAUUUGUUUUUCUUUUCUGGUUA
Cryptomeria japonica (Japanese cedar) is the source of this 1135-nucleotide messenger RNA. RefSeq lists its product as uncharacterized. The record is from RefSeq and is a predicted model, not a curated record. The coding region runs from base 277 to 633 and encodes 118 amino acids. The transcript is spliced from 2 exons. NCBI's taxonomy places the organism in Eukaryota, Viridiplantae, Streptophyta, Pinopsida, Cupressales, Cupressaceae.